ACGCAUUCUUUCACCCCCGAGAAAAAAAGAAUAGAAUCCACUUACAUCGUUAUAUUAUUGGCAUGUAGGCUCUUCUUCUGCUCCGGGUAAAAUCAAUUACUACAAACUGCCUACUAAUAUUCGUAGGUCCACUCGUAUAUUCGUCCGCGGACUUCCACCAAAGUUUACGGAUGAUGACUUCAAAUCAUAUUUUUCCAAACAAGGAGCCAUAACAGAUUGCCGGCUUAUCCCAAGUCGGAGGAUUGGAUAUGUUGGCUAUAAGACGCCGGAAGAGGCUUCAGCGGCCGUCAAGUAUUUCAACAAGUCAUUUAUUCGGAUGUCACGGAUAGGUGUUGAGAUUGCACGAACAGUAUGUGAUACCCAUCAAUGUCAUUUAUCCUUCUAACGUAUAAGCAGAUAGAAGAUGAUCAUCUUCCGCGAGCAUGGAGUGCGCAUACCCCUGGGUCAACUGCGUACAAGAGGAAACAUGAGCCUUUCGCUUCCCAUAAUACAACGGCGAUGCCUCUUCGGCGAACAGGGAAACGCAAACGGUCCGAUAUCGGGGACAGCUCAAAGAGCGGAGUCUUGGAAAAUGAUCCAAAGUUUAGAGAGUUUUUAGAAGUCAUGCAACCGAAGUCCAAGUCUAAGACAUGGGGCAAUGAAGACUUGAUGUCCUUUUCUCAAGACUUUCGGGUCCAGGUCUCACAGCCAGACUCUGGCGACGCGGAGGGUAGUGAUGACGAAUACGAAGAUAUCCCAGCACAGAAGAAAAAGCCAAAUUCUUCAGACCCCGAGACCGUGGAUGUUCAUCAUAUCGAACACGAGAGUCCCCCAACAAAUAGCAUGCAACCAGGCGAUGAAGAGCUGUAUAAUAUUGAUGAAGGAGGAGCCACUGGUGUUUCGGACGCCGAAUGGUUACGAUCUAGGACAAGUCGUUUGCUCGACUUGACGGAUGAUGUUGAAUCACAUUUAGCCCGUCUACCGGAGACUGAUGAUACAGAGCAAGAUACUCAAGAGGCUAACGAAGUCGAUGGAGAGCCAGGAGAAGUGGGAGGAGACACUCAAGCAGAGGAGACAAAAGAGGAGCAACCGGGACAAUUCACUUAUGUCAAAGGGGAAAUGGAGCAAGCAAUUAAAGUAAUAUCACAGAGCGGCAGAUUAUUUCUUAGGAAUCUAUCCUACUCAAGCACAGAAGAGGAUCUCCGACAAUAUUUUGCUCUUUAUGGCGACCUUGAGGAGGUUAGCGACAUCCCCCUUACUUCUUAAAAGCCUUCUUUCCUCUGCCUGCUCUUAACCCCUUUCGAUUGAAAUGAUGAAAUCCUUUGAUAGGGACAUCUUAUGCUGCGGCAAAUGAUUAUUCCCUUUGGAACAACAGAUAGUAAAAUUUCUGAUCAGCUUUUCUUUUCUUUUCUUUUCCCUACUUUACUUUACUUUUCUUUACCUUGCGCUCGCCUGAUGCCAGAAUUAUAACUCACAUUCGUGCCACAACAUCAGGUCCACCUACCAAUGGACAACAAAACACAUUCAAGCAAGGGAUUUGCAUAUAUACUCUAUCAAAAUCCCCGACAUGCAGUGCAAGCAUAUCAAUCCUUAGAUAGGAAGAUAUUUCAAGGUCGAUUGUUGCACAUCUUGGCUGCUUCCCCUAAACGCGAGCACAAGCUGGACGAGUAUGCCAUCUCCAAGUUGCCCUUGAAAAAGCAACGAGAAAUAAAGAGAAAAGCUACUGCUGCGUCAAGCACUUUUAACUGGAACUCAAUGUACAUGAAUGUAAUAAAUUCUUUCAAUCUCCGUAUAUGGUUUUUUUUUCGGUUUUUUUUUUCCCCGUGCUAAAUAUGCGGUAGGCCGAUGCCGUAAUAUCCUCCGUGGCAGAUCGUCUCGGAGUUCCCAAAGCAGAAUUACUAGACCCCACAUCCUCCGACGCCGCUGUCCGUCAGGCGCACGCAGAAACACAUGUAAUCCAGGAGACUAAAGCCUACUUCUCCCAGCACGGGAUGGACCUCAAGGCAUUCGAGAAGCGAGAAAAGGAUGACAAGACAAUCCUCUUCAAGAACUUCCCCUAUGGAACCAGAGCAGAGGAUAUUCGCGACUUGGUAGAACCCUUCGGCAAAGCCGCACGAGUGCUCAUGCCCCCAGCGGGCACCAUCGCCGUGGUAGAGUUCACCGACGCACCCGCGGCAAGAGCAGCAUUCGCAAGUCUGGCCUACAGCCGCUUCAAAGAGACUGUGCUCUUCCUGGAGAAAGCUCCAAAGGGCCUGUUCAUCGAAGGCUUCACCCCCAAGAUCAUCGACGCACCAAAGAUGCCGGCGACGGUAGCAUUGGGUAAAGAUCCGAAGGUCUCUGCCACGGACUUGCUCCUCCCGGCCCACACUGCUGCCACGGACGAGGUGGAGGCAGAAACGUCAACGCUCUUCGUCCGGAAUCUGAACUUCACAACUACAACCACCACAUUAACCGAGUUAUUCAAGCCAAUAAACGGCUUUCUCUCAGCACGCGUAAAGACAAAGCCCGAUCCCAAGAACCCCGGCGGAACAUUAUCCAUGGGCUUCGGCUUCGUCGAGUUCCGUAGCAUGACGGAUGCCAUGGCGGCUAUGGCAGCAUUAAACGAACACGUCCUGGAAGGCCACAAACUCUCCGUCAAGCGCUCUCAAAAGCACACUUCCUCCCCCUCCCAAGCAAAGCCUACUGCAAAGCGCACCAAAAUCAUAAUCAAAAACCUCCCCUUCGAGGCCAGCAAGAAGGACCUCCGCGCGCUCUUCUCAGCAUACGGCACCCUCCGCUCUGUGCGUGUACCGAAGAAGUUUAGCGGUGCCACUAGGGGCUUUGGGUUCGCGGAUUUCGUCACGGCCAGGGAGGCGCAGGGGGCUAUGGACGCGUUGAGAGAUACGCAUCUGUUGGGUAGAAGGCUGGUGCUCGAGUUUGCGGAGGAGGAAGCGGAGGGGGCCGAGGAGGAGAUUCAGAGAAUGCAGAAGAAGGUUGCUGGGCAGAGCGGGGUUGUUGAGGUUGCCAGGCUGAGGGAGGGAAGGAGAAGGAAGGGCGGAGAGUUAAAGGAUGGGGGGGAGGUGUAA
Molecule: messenger RNA, 3044 nt
Organism: Tuber aestivum (summer truffle)
Lineage: Eukaryota; Fungi; Ascomycota; Pezizomycetes; Pezizales; Tuberaceae
Source: the annotation of a GenBank genome assembly